Molecule: messenger RNA, 1150 nt
Organism: Corvus hawaiiensis (hawaiian crow)
Lineage: Eukaryota; Metazoa; Chordata; Aves; Passeriformes; Corvidae
Gene: MMAB
Product: metabolism of cobalamin associated B
Exons: 9
Coding region: 19-648 (209 amino acids)
Molecular function (GO): corrinoid adenosyltransferase activity
Source: RefSeq, a predicted model, not a curated record
CUGCAGGGGCCGCUGGGGAUGGCGGGGCGGCGGUGGCGGAGCGAGGCGGGCAGCCCUGACCGCGCCGCUCCCGAGCGGGCCCCGAGGAUCUACACGAGGACGGGAGACUCAGGAUUCUCCAGCACCUUCACCGGGGAGCGGCGGCCGAAGGGUGACCGGAUCUUCGAGGCCCUGGGAGCCACGGACGAGCUGAGCUCGGCCAUCGGGCUGGCUGGUGAGUUUAGCAGUGAAAAGGGCCACACGUUUGUUGAUCAGCUUCAUAAAGUCCAGUGCAUGCUGCAGGAUGUGGGCUCCAACCUCGCCACGCCGCUCUCCUCGGCCAGGGAGGCUCACCGGAAACGAACAUCUUUCAGCGAGAAGCCCGUCCUGGAGCUGGAGCAGUGGAUUGACAAUUACUCAGAGCAGCUCCCUCCCCUCAGAGCCUUCAUCCUGCCCUCUGGAGGCAAGAGCAGUGCUGCUCUCCACUUCUCCCGAGCUGUGUGCCGCAGGGCUGAGAGGUGCGUGGUCCCUUUAGUCCAAGCAGGGGAAGCAGAUCCAAACGUGGCCAAGUAUUUAAACAGGCUCAGUGACUAUCUCUUUGUCCUGGCACGUUAUGCUGCAAUGAAGGAAGGGAAGGAAGAGAAAAUCUACAUAAAACCUGAGCCCUAGCUGGGAGCUGGAAUGUUUUUUCCUUGAUCAUGGAAAACUAAAUCCAGUUGACUGCUUUUCUUGUCCAUCAAGGAAGGGAAAGAGAACAAGCCUGGGCUGGAAAUAGGAGCUGCCAAGAGCUUCCUUGUGAGAUAACCAGGACUUUGUUGAUAAAUGCUGAGAGAAACAGAAUCACUGAAUAUCCUGAGUUGGAAGGGACGCAGACACACCUGUUCUGUUCCCUGGGCCUGCUCCGCAUAUCCCAUGUGGGGAUGGCUCUGGAGUCACUGCUUCUCCCAGGUGGGAGUUGAGGCAGGAGAAUUCCAGUAGCAUUUUGGAGAUGCCUUCAUUUCCUUGGGCAGCAGCAGGUGCUGUGGGAAGGCUCUGACACGACUCUGAGGGAUGAUGAAGGGCAAACAAUCAGCUCCUCCUUUGAAGUCACAGUGCUCGUAUGGAGCAGCAGCUGGAGGCGUUUGGGAAUUGUGUCUGCAGCUCUGAAAUAAUAAAUGUGAAUUUCCUUGUA